UUCGUUUCUCCUUGCUCCGUCGUCUCCAAUGGCGGGUUUCAGUUCUUUAAUCCCUCUGAAACGCGCCUUUACUAGCGCAACCAGAAACCUAACGGCGCCGUCAGCUUCUAUAUCGGUAGCACGAAAUCUCUUCACUGGAGGAGGAUGUGACGAAAUUUAUGGUUGGUUCAGUAUCUCUGUAAUGAUUUCAAAGACUGUUCUUUGGAAUUUCUUGAAUCCUUAUGAUUUGAAACUUAUUGUAGGUGAGCCAGGUGUGUUUUCUCAUUCCAAUGGAAUAAGAAAGUACAACACCCUUGGUAAUACUGGCGCACUUACUGCUCCAUUUCAUCAUCUUCUUAGGGUCAACCAGACAAACAAGCCCGCCUUUUUAAGGGUCCAAUCGAUGAGCUAUCAGUUUGUGGCUGAUUCUCAUGCAUCUCCUAAACGUAUUGUGAAGACUGAGGAUGAGCAAGAUUUUUCUGAUUCAUCAAAGAAGGAAAACGCUGAAACCCCUAGGAAACAUCAAAUUGGGGAGAACAUACCCAAGAAGGAUAAAAUAAAGUUUCUUGUGAACACUCUUCUUGAUAUGGAAGAUAAUAAAGAGGCUGUUUAUGGAGCUCUGGAUGCUUGGGUUGCUUGGGAGCGCAAUUUCCCCAUUGCUUCCCUCAAAAGAGUAAUAGCUAUUCUUGAAAAGGAACAUCAAUGGCAUCGAAUGGUCCAGGUGAUAAAGUGGAUCCUAAGUAAGGGACAAGGGAACACGAUGGGGACGUAUGGACAGUUGAUACGGGCGUUAGAUAUGGAUCGUAGAGCAGAAGAGGCUCAUGUUAUCUGGAGAAAGAAAAUUGGGAACGAUCUGCAUUCUGUGCCUUGGCAAUUAUGCUUACAAAUGAUGCGCAUAUAUUUCCGGAACAACAUGUUACAAGAACUUGUUAAGCUAUUUAAGGAUCUGGAGAGUUAUGACCGUAAGCCUCCGGACAAGCACAUAGUGCAGACCGUGGCUGAUACUUAUGAGCUUUUAGGAAUGCUUGAUGAGAAAGAACGGGUAGUGACGAAGUAUAGCCAUCUUUUACUUGGUACAGCAUCCGAUGAUAAACCAACCAGAUCCUCGAGGAAGAAAAAGAAACCAGAACUGAGGAUUCCUGAAGCAGCGACAGAAGGUGCAGCAAAAGCUGAGUUACAAGAAGAGCUAAAAGAAAAUCUGGAUAAUCACCAAGAAUCAGAAGCUACCACUGAGAAACAAUCCGAACAUGGAGCAGAUGAUGCUUCGAUUCCAGAUCUGCGUACGGUCUGCAAUGGCCAAUGGGUUCUCGACAUGUUUGGCCAGAAAAUGGCGGGUGAAGAUUUGGUGUUUGCUGUUAAUGGAGAGAAAUUUGAAGUCUUGUCAGUUAAUCCUUCUACGACUUUACUCGAGUUCUUGCGUUCAAACACUCCCUUUAAGAGUGUCAAGCUCAGCUGCGGCGAAGGGGGUUGUGGUGCUUGCAUCGUAAUUCUAUCAAAAUAUGAUCCUGUGUUAGACCAAGUCGAGGAGUAUUCUAUAAACUCUUGCUUGACCCUUCUUUGCAGCAUAAAUGGGUGCUCCAUAACCACAUCCGAUGGACUCGGAAACACUGAAAAAGGGUUCCACCCAAUUCACAAGAGAUUUGCGGGGUUCCAUGCCUCUCAAUGUGGUUUCUGUACCCCGGGGAUGUGCAUCUCUCUCUACUCUGCUCUUUCAAAAGCCCAUAACUCCAACAACUCACAAUCUUCUCCGGAUUACCUGACUGCUCUUGCAGCCGAGAAGUCAAUUGCUGGAAAUCUUUGUCGCUGCACCGGUUAUCGUCCCAUUGCUGAUGCUUGUAAGAGUUUUGCUGCUGAUGUCGAUAUAGAGGAUUUGGGUUUCAACUCUUUUUGGAGGAAAGGAGAAAGCAGAGAAGAGAUGUUCAAGAAAUUGCCUCCUUACAACCCUGAUAAAGAUCUUGUCACUUUUCCUGACUUCUUGAAGGAAAAGAUUAAGUGUCAACAUAAUGUUUUGGAUCAGACAAGGUAUCAUUGGAGCACUCCUGUUAGCGUCGCAGAGCUUCAGGAAAUAUUGGCAACAACCAACUCUAGCAAAGAUAGAGGUUUGAUCAAAUUAGUUGUUGGCAACACGGGAACAGGUUACUACAAAGAAGAGAAACAAUACGGUAGAUAUAUUGAUAUUAGCCACAUUCCAGAGAUGUCAAUGAUCAAGAAAGAUGACAGAGGAAUUGAAAUUGGAGCAGUUGUUACCAUAUCUAAAGUUAUUGAUGCUUUGAUGGAGGAAAAUACAUCUGCUUAUGUUUUCAAGAAAAUCGGUGUCCAUAUGGAGAAGGUGGCCAACCAUUUUAUCAGAAACUCAGGGAGUAUCGGUGGUAAUCUAGUGAUGGCACAGAGCAAAAAAUUUCCUUCUGACAUAACCACACUUUUGCUCGCUGCAGAUGCAUCUGUGUAUAUGAUAAAUGCAGGGAGACACGAGAAGCUUAGGAUGGGAGAGUAUCUUGUGUCGCCUCCAAUAUUAGACACUAAAACUGUUCUUUUAAAGGUUCAUAUUCCUAGCUGGAUUGCUUCUUCCACUACUGGUUUGCUUUUCGAAACCUAUCGAACUGCACUUCGCCCUAUUGGAAGUGCAUUGCCUUAUAUCAACGCUGCUUUCUUAGCAGUAGUCUCUCACGAUGCAUCAUCAAGAGGCAUCAUUGUGGAUAAAUGCCGGUUGGCAUUUGGUUCUUUUGGUGGGUAUCAUUCCAUCAGGGCGAGGGAAGUUGAAGAUUUCUUGACGGGUAAAAUACUCAGCCACAGUGUGUUAUAUGAAGCUGUGAGGUUACUUAAAGGGAUCAUAGUGCCCAGCAUAGAUACCUCAUAUACUGAGUAUAAGAAAAGCUUGGCCGUUGGGUUUCUCUUUGAUUUUCUCUAUCCUCUGAUCGAGAGUGGCAGUUGGGAUUCAGAAAGAAAGCAUAUUGAUGGGCACGUCGAUCCAACAAUAUGUCUACCUUUGCUGUCAUCUGCACAGCAGGUGUUUGAAAGUAAAGAAUAUCACUCUGUUGGUGAAGCCAUUAUCAAAUUUGGAGCUGAAAUGCAGGCUUCUGGUGAAGCUGUUUACGUUGAUGAUAUUGCAUCCUUACCCCAUUGUCUACAUGGAGCAUUCAUUUAUAGCACAAAGCCAUUGGCUUGGAUAAAGAGCGUUGGUUUCGGAGGAAAUGUGGCACCAGUUGGAGUUAUGGCAGUUAUUACUUUCAAGGAUAUUCCUCAAGUGGGGCAAAACAUUGGUUACAUAUCGAUGUUUGGCACAGGGCUUCUAUUUGCAGAUGAAGUUACUAUAUCUGCCGGACAAAUAAUUGCUCUUGUGGUUGCAGACACACAAAAGCAUGCAGAUAUGGCAGCAAACCUUGCAGUAGUUGAGUACGAUUCAAGGAAUAUAGGAACACCAGUAUUAUCUGUGGAGGAUGCAGUCAAAAGGUCCAGCCUUUUUGAGGUUCCUCCCGAGUAUUACCCCGAACCCGUUGGCGAUAUUUCAAAAGGAAUGGCUGAAGCUGAUCGCAAGAUACGCUCAGUAGAGUUGAGACUUGGGUCACAGUACUUCUUCUAUAUGGAGACACAAGCAGCACUUGCCUUACCAGACGAAGACAACUGUUUAGUGGUUUACAGUUCAACACAAUCACCCGAGUACACACAAUCAGUAAUUGCUACAUGUCUUGGAAUCCCAGCGCAUAACGUUCGAGUCAUCACCAGAAGAAUUGGAGGUGGCUUUGGUGGAAAAGCUAUAAAGUCUAUGCCUGUUGCGACAGCAUGUGCGCUUGCUGCAAAAAAAAUGCAGUGUCCUGUAAGGAUAUACGUCAACCGUAAGACUGAUAUGAUAAUGGCUGGAGGAAGGCAUCCCAUGAAAAUAACUUACAGUGUAGGUUUCAGAUCUGACGGUAAACUCACAGCACUAGCGCUAAAUAUGUUAAUAGAUGCAGGGUGUGAUGUGGAUGUAAGUCUAGUAAUGCCACAGAAUAUAAUGAAUUCCCUGAGGAAAUAUGAAUGGGGUGCAUUGUCAUUUGACAUUAAAGUGUGUAAGACAAACCUUCCAAGCAGAACGUCUUUAAGGGCACCCGGUGAGGUACAAGGUUCAUACAUUGCUGAAUCCAUUAUUGAGAAUGUAGCAUCUUCCCUGAACAUGGACGUGGAUGUUGUGAGAAGGAUAAAUCUUCAUAAUUACGAAAGCCUCAGCAAGUUUUAUAAGCAAGUUGCUGGUGAGCCUGAUGAAUAUACUUUGCCUUUAUUGUGGGAUAAAUUGGAGAUAUCUGCAGAUUUCAGGCGAAGGGUUGAAUCGGUGAAAGAGUUUAACCGAUGUAACAUAUGGCGCAAAAGGGGGAUUUCUCGAGUACCCAUCAUCCAUCAAGUUGUGCAUAGGCCAACUCCAGGAAAAGUAAGCAUUUUGAAUGAUGGUUCGGUUGCGGUUGAGGUUGCAGGGAUUGAGGUGGGGCAAGGGUUAUGGACAAAGGUACAACAGAUGGUUGCUUAUGGUCUUGGUAUGAUAAAAUGCGAAGGAAGUGAAGAUCUGCUUGAAAGAAUACGGCUUCUUCAGACUGACACACUCAGUAUGGCUCAAAGCAGUUACACUGCGGGUAGCACAACAUCUGAGAACUGUUGUGAAGCAGUGAGGCUUUGCUGCAGUAUCUUGGUGGAGAGGCUGAAACCUACCAUGAAUCAGAUUCUGGAGAAUGCUCGAUCCGUGACAUGGGACAUGCUCAUUCAACUGGCAUAUGCUCAAUCUGUGGACCUAUCAGCUCGGACAUUUUAUAAGCCAGAGUCCUCUUCCGCAGAAUAUCUCAACUACGGAGUUGGAGCCAGUGAGGUGGAGGUUGACCUUGUGACAGGAAGAACAGAAAUUAUAAGAUCAGAUAUUAUCUAUGACUGUGGAAAAAGCCUUAAUCCUGCUGUUGAUUUAGGACAGAUUGAAGGAGCGUUUGUUCAAGGAAUAGGGUUUUUCAUGUAUGAGGAGUACACGACAAAUGAAAACGGGCUUGUGAAUGAAGAAGGUACAUGGGACUACAAAAUACCUACAAUAGACACAAUUCCCAAACAAUUCAACGUUCAGAUUCUCAACAGUGGUCAUCACAACAACCGCAUUCUCUCCUCUAAAGCUUCAGGUGAGCCUCCGUUGCUUGUGGCGGCUUCUGUGCACUGUGCAACAAGAUCAGCCAUUAGAGAAGCUCGAAAACAGUACCUUUCGUGGAAUUGCGAUAGUGGUGAUCAUACCGACGUAUCUGAUAUUGGUUUUGAGUUGCCGGUUCCAGCGAUUAUGCCAGUAGUGAAGCAGCUUUGUGGCCUUGAAAGCGUAGAGAAGUACUUAGAAUGGAAAACAUAUCCUUAAAAUAACAGAGUCACUCAGAG
Messenger RNA from Arabidopsis arenosa, 5349 nucleotides. The record is from the annotation of a GenBank genome assembly. Lineage: Eukaryota; Viridiplantae; Streptophyta; Magnoliopsida; Brassicales; Brassicaceae.